GGGGCGUGAAGGGCUGUGAAAAGGCUGCUGCAGAUACUCCAGCGGGGAGAAGUGGGGGCUGAUGCUAAAUGACAGAGGAGACCUGCUGGCAAAAGGCUGAGGGUGAUGUCCUCUUUGCUCCGGUCUUCGCUUGCAAGGGCUGUGUCCCAGCUGCCCAGGUCCCGAGGUGCAUCUUGGCUGUAGCAGAGCUUGAGCUCGAGCAGUUUGGGGCAGGCCUGCCGCCUGAGCCAGGCACACGGGGCCCCUGGGGCCGGCGGCUGGCUCGGAAGGAGCAGCCCCGGCAUCAGCAGGGCGAUCUCCGAGGGGCCGGAGGGCUGCCGGGAACUGGGGAAAGCGAACGUCACGCCUGGCUUGCAGCAGGAGGAUGCAGGGAAACUGCCGGCUGGGCGGCCGGACCCUGGCCGGCAGGAAGGCGGGGGAGCAAAGCGUCCUGAAAACCACAAGCCCCCGCUUACAGGAGGAUACUUUGGAGCAUCCUAACAUGGUGUGGGAAGUGAAGACAAAUCAGAUGCCUAAUGCAGUUCAGAAGCUGCUCUUGGUAGUGGACAAGAGAACUUCAGGGAUGAAUGACUCACUGGAGUUGCUGAAGUGUAAUGAAAACCUGCCAUCUUCUCCGGGAUACGCGUCCUGUGAUGAGCACAUGGAACUCGACGAUCUUCCUGAGCUACAGGCUGUGCAGACAGAUUCUACCCCACCUGCACUUUUCCAGCUUGGUGCCGAUGUUUCACAUCAGGAAUGUUCAAGGCCUUUGUGGAACCAACAUACCUCAAGCAGCGAUUCAGAGAGCGCUUACUCGUGUGAGAAUGGGGUGAACUGGUUGACAGAACUAGCAAAUAUAGCCACAAGUCCUCAGAGUCCUUUGAUGCAGUGCUCUUUUUAUAACAGAUCAUCUCCUGUUCACAUAAUAGCUACAAGCAAAAGUUUACAUUCCUAUGCACGUCCUCCACCAGGAUCCUCAAAGAAUGAUCCCAACUUCUCCAAGAACGAUUUGGAUGAAACACCAGUCAGACAUGAAAGGGCGAAUAGUGAAUCAGAAUCUGGCAUUUUCUGCAUGUCGUCACUUUCAGAUGAUGAUGAUCUAGGAUGGUGCCAUUCUUGGCCCUCAACUGUUUGGCACUGUUUUCUAAAAGGCUCUCGUUUGUGCUUUCAUAAAGGCCGCAAUAAAGAAUGGCAGGACGUUGAAGAUUUUGCAAGAUCUGAAAGCUGUGGAAAAGAGGAAGAUGUCUCAGCAAGUGCCUACAAGGGCUAUGGUUCUGAUGGUUUGAAGUUGAUUUCUCAUGAAGAAAGUAUUUCCUUUGGUGAGUCAGUGCUGAAGCUGACUUUUGAUCCUGGCACAGUGGAAGAUGGUUUGCUUACAGUAGAAUGCAGACUUGAUCACCCUUUUUAUGUUAAAAACAAAGGUUGGUCAUCUUUUUAUCCAAGCUUGACUGUGGUACAGCAUGGCAUUCCAUGCUGUGAAAUGCAUCUUGGAGAUCUGUGUCUACCUCCUGGACACCCUGAUGCCAUUAACUUUGAUGAUUCAGGUGUUUUUGAUACAUUUAAAAGUUAUGAUUUUACACCAAUGGAUUCCUCUGCAGUUUAUGUGCUCAGCAGCAUGGCUCGCCAGCGUCGCGCUUCUCUGUCUUGCGGAGGAUCAAACAAUCAAGAUGCUGAGAGAUCAGAGUGCAGUACUAAAAACUGUGUGUCUACUGCAUCAGCACAUCUUUCCUCCAGUUCUUUGUACAGCAAAGCUGGCAAAAGCCACAGCUCAGGGACUGCAAGUACUGUGAGUGCCACUUCUCCAAACAAGUGCAAAAGACCGAUGAAUGCCUUCAUGCUUUUUGCCAAAAAAUACAGAGUUGAAUAUACUCAGAUGUAUCCAGGGAAAGACAACAGAGCCAUAAGUGUGAUACUUGGUGACAGGUGGAAGAAAAUGAAAAAUGAAGAAAGACGGAUGUACACACUAGAAGCCAAGGCCUUGGCGGAAGAACAGAAACGUUUAAAUCCUGAUUGUUGGAAACGAAAACGAACAAAUUCUGGCUCACAACAGCAUUAAGCCAGAACUUUGCUGUUAACUCUGUAUUUACAAAAUGGCUGUUGCUUGAUGGCAAGAAGACGCAAGAUCAAGGUCUUACUAUUUGUUGUGAAUUUGUGUGACCAUAAAAUAUUGGCACCAUCAAGUCAGAAAUGAGGUAGUAUGAGUGCAGAUUUGCUUUUUACAAUAGAACAUUAAGUAAGCUAAAACUAUCAACAUUUUAAACCAAAUUGCCUUAUUUUUCUUCCAAACUUCGUAUAUGUAUCAGGUAAUAUAGGCUUGAAAAUGGAUAUCCUGUGGUGCUAAAGUACUUUAGAAAGAGGCGAAGGAGAUGUGUAUAAAUGUUUAUUUUUAAAAGAAAAUGUACAAAAAGGGGAAUUUUAAAAUACGUAACAGCUGUUUAUAUACAUUGAUUCUUAUUGCUGAUUCCUAUGUAUUGCACAACCAUAUUAUUAAUUACGAUUCUCGGAUCUGGGAGUUUCUGAAAUGGCAAAACGUAGCGUCAGCCUGUCGCCUUCCCAGUCCGCCCAGAUGCCAACACGUUACCGGGACGUGGUAAAUGGAGAGCGUAGUGUGAUGUAGCACGGGAGCCGCUUCUUGGGUUGCCAUGUAUAAACUUUGAGUCCACAAGUGAGAUGUUUUUGCACCCGCUGGCAAUAGCAGGAGCUGUUCUUUCCAAUGGAAGCAAUGGCCCAGACCAGGAUGAAACGAACGAAUAGCAUUAUCUCAAGAAAAAUGGUGCUGUCGAUAUUGUCACCAUCAUAGUUUUAACUUUGUGUUUUGUCUUUGCCACAUAUUCUCCAAUAUUUUAUUUUGCCAUAAGACAUCUUUGUGGUGGGGGCAAACUUUGCACUUAACUAUACGUGCAACACUUGCACUUUACUUUUUUUUCCUCCAACUGUCUAAAAUUAGAGCAGCUGCAGUAGGAUUACAAGUGCUUCUGCUGUGAACUUUUACAAUCAUGGCUUUUCAUGUACUAAACAGCUGUGUUUCUCUUUUUUUUUUUUUUAAAUCACAACUGUAAAUUUCAGUUUAUGACACGUCUACAAGAUGUUGCCCCUAAGAUUUUUGCACACUAUAUUCUUGUAUAUUGUUUCAAAUAAAUUCAUUUAAAAUUC
This is a messenger RNA of Cygnus olor (mute swan), 3132 nucleotides long. It is a transcript of the gene HBP1, whose product is annotated as HMG-box transcription factor 1. Gene Ontology annotation, cellular component: nucleus. The record is from RefSeq and is a predicted model, not a curated record. Gene Ontology annotation, molecular function: RNA binding; DNA-binding transcription factor activity, RNA polymerase II-specific; RNA polymerase II cis-regulatory region sequence-specific DNA binding. Gene Ontology annotation, biological process: regulation of transcription by RNA polymerase II. NCBI's taxonomy places the organism in Eukaryota, Metazoa, Chordata, Aves, Anseriformes, Anatidae. The coding region runs from base 365 to 2035 and encodes 556 amino acids. The transcript is spliced from 11 exons.